AUGGCUUCCGGUGCCGGCGGUCGCGCCCCUCCUGGACCGCCUGGAGGUGGUCCUAGCACUGGUGUACCCGCAAGCGCUCCUGGCUUCCCGAUGCCGCCCCCUAACAUGAUGCCCAACUUCCCGCCCCCUCUUCCUCCAGGAUGGAGCGAGCAUCUCGUCCUGGUUGUCCCCGCAGCGCCGAUUCCUCCUCCGGCCGCCCCUGCUGCUCCUCCAACAGAGAAGAAGCGCAAGAAGGAGAAGGCCAAGGUCAAGACGCCCAUUCCUGGUACAAGCUGGACGCGCGUUACCACAAAUGAGGGCCAUACGUUCUAUUUUGAGAAAGAGACGAAGCGCUCCGAAUGGACCGUUCCGCCUGAGAUCGCCGAGGCUGUCGCCGCCUUCGACGAGGCUGAGCGUCGGGAGAAGGAGGAGAAGGAAAAGGCUGAGCGCUUAGAGAGGAUACGCGAGCAGGAGCGCAUCCGUGCAGAGGUCGCAGAGGAGCGGAAACGCAAGGCCGAGGAGAAGAAGCGCAAGGCAGCCGACCAGGGUGAGGGCGCACCGGAGCCUAAGGCGCAGAAGCAGGACAAGGAGAAGGACGACGAAGUUGAGGAGCAGUACGCACCUGAGGGAGAGGACGAGGAGGCGUGGAUGAAGGCUGUCGCUGCCGAGUUCGCCGAGGCGGACAAGAAGGCGGCUGCUGACGCCGAAGAUGCUGAGGCUGCUCAGAAGAAGGCUGAGGAAGAGGCCGCCAAGAAAGUCUUCGCAGCCAAGUCUGAAGUGAAGGUAUCCCUGGAGGAAGGUCGCGCUCUUUUCAAGGAAAUCUCACCCUUCGCUCCCUGGGAUGUCUCCCUGCCGUUGUUUGUCAACGACCCACGUUACGUGCUCCUUCCCUCUGAGAAGGAGCGAAGAGAGGCGUAUGAGGACUACUGUCGCGAUGCUGGACGAGCUCGGAGACUCAACAAGCCGAAGCCCGCUGUCGAGAAGAAGGCCGACCCGGAGCGAGAGUACCGUGCCCUGCUCCGAGAGCAGGUGACCUCGACGCGCACGCGAUGGGACGACUUCCGCCGCAGGUACCGCAAGGAGAAGGCGUUCUACUCGUAUGGCCGCGAUGACCGAGAACGCGAGAAGCUCUUCAAGACGCAUUUACGCGAGCUUGGGGAGCGGAAGCGGGCCGAUGCCCAACGCGCUGAGGCGGACUUCAUGGAGCUGCUGAAGGAGAGCGACGACAUCAAGCCCGGCGCUCCCUGGUCGCAGGCCAAGCAGGGUAUCAAGAACGAUCCCCGCUACGACGCUGUCGGCUCGAGUUCGCUGCGUGAAGAGCUCUUCAACAAGUACAUUAAGACGCUGGGAGAAACUGAACCAGAGUCAACCGAAACGGCGGCAGAGCGUAAGAUUCGCGAGCGCAAGGAGAGGCAGCAGGCGAGCUUGCGCGAGCGCGAGCAGUCCGUGCGGGAACAACAGGCGAAGAUGUCUGAGGAGGUCGACAAGUCUCGCAAGGAUGCCGGUCGUGAGGAAGGCGAGCGCAUGUUCAGCUCGUUGCUGACUGACGCCAUCCGCGACGCCAUGACGUGGGAGGAGGCCAAAGCCAUCCUGCAGCAGGACCGGCGAUUCGCUCACCCUGCGCUCCGCAUGGGCGACAAGCAGCGCCUGUUCGAAGGCCAUGUUGCCCGCCUCGGCGGUAAGCGUGACAAUGCCCUGCACGCCCUGUUCGCCCAACACGCUCAGCUUGACACACCCUUCGACACCGUCUACCCGCUCGUCAUCGAAGACCCGGUCGUCACGAGGCUCGGCCUCGACGCUCGCGCCCUCGAGGAGCGGUACGACCAAUGGAUCCAGUCGCGUGAGGAGAAAGCGCGGGCCGAAUUCAUCGAGCUCCUUGGCGAGAACAGCUUUGUCGACUUCUGGGGUCGCAUGCGCAAUAAGGAGAUCGACGCGGACGCCUCCAAGAUCAAGGACGAGGAGAUGGCGGAUGACGAGGAGGGCAAGGACAAGAACAUGGUCGAUCUCGCGCAGAAGAUUGACCUCGGCGAGAUCAAGUCAAUCCUCAGGCGAGACAGGAGGUACCGACAGUUCGACCACAUGCCCGAGGAGCGCGAGCAGUGGCUCAGGGAUUACCUUGAGAAUCUGGAGGGUAGCAAGGGAAGCGAGACUGUGCACAAUGUCAGACAGUAG
Messenger RNA from Trichosporon asahii var. asahii CBS 2479, 2151 nucleotides. Its product is annotated as peptide-binding protein. Lineage: Eukaryota; Fungi; Basidiomycota; Tremellomycetes; Trichosporonales; Trichosporonaceae. Gene Ontology annotation, molecular function: transcription coregulator activity; RNA polymerase binding. Gene Ontology annotation, cellular component: nucleus. The transcript has 4 exons. The record is from RefSeq and is a predicted model, not a curated record. Bases 1 to 2151 code for a protein of 716 amino acids.